Molecule: messenger RNA, 5093 nt
Organism: Drosophila melanogaster (fruit fly)
Lineage: Eukaryota; Metazoa; Arthropoda; Insecta; Diptera; Drosophilidae
Exons: 3
Coding region: 43-480 (145 amino acids)
Source: RefSeq, marked reviewed
AGUGUUUCUGGUUUGCUCGUCGCGUUCUGUUGAGCUGGAAAAAUGUUCGGAUCGCUGAAUGCCAACCACGUGCGAAUGGUCAUUGCUGGCUCCACCGUAGUUGUAUCCCUCCUUAUCGCUGGCUUCACCACCACAUGGGUGGAGAUCCAUAAGUGCUGGGAAACCAAUGUGUGGCAUCAUGUUUGCCUGCUGCAGAUCAUCGGUGGAAUAUUUCUAUUCGUGGGCUCCUCAAAGAGUAAUCACUGGCUUUUCUUGCCCUGGCUGCUGGCAGCAUGCAUAUUUAUUUACACGCUUCUGUACAAAUCCAUCGUGUACUUCUACAAUCUGGAGGGCAGAAUGGUAUUCGCAGUUUUCCUCUUUCAAUCCAUUGCCGGUUUCUGGUCCUAUUUCAUGUACGAUGUCUUCCAGGACUUUCUUCAAAUGCACACUCAAUCGCAUCGGAAAAUGCUCAUAAUGGAGUCGGUGCAAACGGAAUAUUAGUGCGUUUGUCUUUUUUUUUUCUAGCCCAGUGAAAAACAGUUGAGCCGAGUGUAUGGGGCAAAUAAGUGUGAACAUGAUGUUUGCUGCGGGGUGUGCUUUUGUAGCCAAAAGUAAAAUAAGCGUUAAAAUGUCUGCUAACCCAGUGGAAGACUGGUCGGUGUGGUGUGGGUUGGGUUCCGGGUCUCUUCUGGGGCUUUUGCGGUAUCGUUGCAUGCGUAUUGCAUUACCCGUCCUGUCCCCAACCACCCACAACCCAUUGGCCCACCCCCUUUGGCACAAAGUGGCGUAUGAAUAGAUACAUGUUUUGUUGCCCGUUUUGUUCUGUUUGUCGUCCCAUAAGCCCCUUCUCCGCCUGUCUGUGGACUGGUUGUCGUAAUCCAACAAGCAGACAGGUUAAAUACACCGCAAGGACAGACUCACACACACACGCACACACACACAUACAGUGCGGCUGCUGGAAAAAAGUGUGACAAAGAUGGUGGGGAAAACUGGCGGGAAAUGGGCGGAUAUUCGGGGAGGCGACUCGAGUCGCGCGAUUCGGUUGGGAAACAGACGCAUCCAAACAAACAAUAAUCAUGCAACAAUAGUGAGAGCCGCAAACAAAUUGCUUUUCUAUGUAUACACUGGAGUACAGGGAGCUCAGUACACAGGGGAAAAAUAAGUUAUGUACUAUAAAUUACCAUCUACGAAAAAGAUACUUAUAGUGUAACAUAAUCAAUCAAUAUUGUGAAAGCAAUUUAAGUAAGAAAAUAUUAGUAAUAAUGUUUAUUUAUAUACAUAUAAUAUUCUAUUAAUUCAAUAAUUUUUAAGCUAGUUAGCAGUAAUCGCAUUCACGAGGGAUUAAUAUUUAUUAUUUAUUUACUUUAUAAAUUUGAUAAAGCCUUAAAAAGGCGCACUUAACUGAUAACGUGUGCUAAUAACAUAAAAUAACUGAUAAUACGUAUACGUAGACUUUGAUGAGCUUUCCUCGAUUUUCAUUUACCUUUUAAAAAAAAAACAUUUUAACAACUUACAUUUAUUGAGCUACUUUGGUUUUUCCAGUGAGCGUGUCAUGCUGGGGCUCACUAGCAGAUUAGUUUCGUCGCAAGUGUGUUUUUGAGUUUUAUUUUUGUAUUAUUUAGUUGUCUUUUUUUGCAGACGCACCAACCACAGAGAAUCAAAAGCCGCAUGGGCGUAGUCUGUGACACCUUUAAAAAAGGGGUGUAGAGCACUGGCAAUUAGAAUGGAGAGCGUAAAGUAAAGUUUGAAUGUCCUCCUCUUCUCAGCUCCUGUGUCGUGUUCUUGUCCUCAGAUCCUUGCAUCUUCCUUCCCAGCCUGCGAUGGGCUUUUGUUGUCUGCAAAGUUUGCCUUUGACACUGGGUGCCAGAUCCGCCCCCUUUUGGAACACCAAUCCCCAACCCCAUCCCCAGCCACCUGGCAUGCCGGCAAAAUGGAAUCCAUUCAUUCAAAUCUAUGUGAGCCUGUGAGCGUUAGUGUCUGUGCAGCUUGUUGAACAAAAUUGAAAAUUAACUAUAAAUUCUGUGUGGCAAAACAUGCAAACAUGUUUGCGGAAAUACCUGACAGACUCAGGAGGGUCAAACCAAGGGGGGGGGGGGUGUGGUUCGGUGCAGGAAAGAUCAGGGGAGGUGGCUGGGGAGUGGCACAAUCGAGCAGCCGAGGUGUCAAGCGUUGCAAACACCUUGGUGACAUCGAACCCUCCGCACAAAGCGAUUCAUUGUUGCGAAAUUUAAUGCGAAAAAUUCAUUAAAAUAAAAAACAGCAAACAAACUUUGAAUCCACCGGGAGCCCAAAUUGAAUCGCCCGAAAUUUGUGAUGGUUUUUUUUUUCGGCUGCACAGUGAAGCCCUUCAAAGGUGCUAAGUACAUACAAGGAGAGGCCAAAAAAAAGGUAGGGUGUUAACCCUUAUGACAAGUUGGGGCUCAAGGGGAUUGUGCACUCAAAAAAAAAAACUAAUUUACAAAAUUAAUAUUUUAAAUAAAAGUAGUAGAGAAAAUGUUGUUAAUAACUAUUAGAGGCAAUGAUGCUGAGCAAUGCUUGAGUAUUCAUUAGUUACUAGAUUCGAUGAAAAGUAUUUACCAGGUAGAAGGAUGAGUUUCCGGCCAUGUAAAGUAUGUAUCUUCUUGAUCAAUUUCAAUAUUCCAGUCGAACUGUCCAGGAGAAUUCGACCACAGCGUUCUCUCUUGUUAUAUAUAUUCACUUGGUGUUUUGCAGAAGUGCGACCACGCCCACGCGCAAAAAACAAUAUGAAUUUUCCCACAAAAAGAAAAAGAAGGAAAUGAAACCCAGACGGAAAAUCAAGGGAGCCCGAGUUAUUCCAAACGGCGGACCAGGAACAAUCAGCUAGACUUAACUAAUAAAUUCCCGUGAAUUCCGCACGCAGUGGAGUCGAAGCGGAAAUCAUUUAAGCUGCCAAAUCAGCCGGCCAGAUGGUCCAAACAAAAGGCCAGGGAGCCUGUAGAGAAAAGUGCCCCCAAACGGAAUGGGAGCUGCAAAAAGAAAGCGAUUAAUAUUCAUUCAGUGUCGCGCGUAUAUCACUUUUUAUUUGCACAGGGUCGUAGUUUUCUGGGCGAAAGGUAACCCUGCAGCGGUGGGCGUGGUAGGGGAAGGAAUGCCAGAGCAGGCGCCGCCAAGUAUGCAUGGGAAUUCGGCGCACGCAGCGGCAGGUGAGCUCGUGUGGCUGCUCCACUUGUUGUUGUGUUAAUGCGAAUGAGCAUGAGUGUGUGUGCCAACGCACAAUUACAUACAACAAUUUGUGCUUUGUUUGGCCGCGUGUGUGUGUGCAUGUGCGUGUGUGCGUUGGCAGGGAAUCCAAAUCACCAAAGAGCAAUCGUGGAGCAGCAACAUGGCCAGCGGAAUCAAGAUGGAGGUGGAUACUGUAAAUGCACUCGAAGAAAUCACAAGGAAUUCAAGGCAAAAUGUACAAAAAUUACUUCGCACCUAGGAACUCGGAUAUCAAUAUGAUAUAUUUCAGUAAUAAUGAACUACUCAACACUCUUUUUUUUCGCAAACAACACUAAUACUUAUUUUUCCAGUGCCCAGCGAAUCCGAGUUGGCCUGCGGAAAUCCAGUUGGCUUUGUGCCGCUGACACCUCCCACCGGAGGCCCCCUUCCCCUCUCCCCGUGGCCCCACUCAAAUUGGAAGCCCAAAUAUGAAGUCGAAAAGUGUGUGUUGUAUGUGUUUAAAAGGGUUUGGCUAGGGAUGGAUGAUACUAUUGAGGGGCGGCUCUAUCGUUCCUCCGGCGCUUAGUUUUCAAUGUGAAAAUUGAGAAAAAUUGCCAAACGAGUUGGUAAGCGAUAUUCUCGCCUGCUCCGCCUGCCGUUUGGUCCGAUGCCAGGUGAUGCAGUUGGGCCAUUGUUAGCCCAAAACCCACCUUGGCCCAAACCGACUCCAUCUUUGCCAGCCGUAGUUGUCUGCCUCUCCACUCACUUAUUGUUAGUUUCGCUCGCUUUGUUUUGACAACUUCUGGAGGAAUGCUCUGUGAACUGAACGCUUCGUCAAAUAAAAACGAGAAUUUUUGGCUUCAGUUUACUUCCGUUUGCUUUGACUGCCUGCUAUGCCAUCACUUGGCCACCCUGGCAAUUGGAGACCCAAGAAGCUGCUGGCAGCCAUAAAAUUACGAUCCAGCAGAGAGCAAAUGACGCGAAACAGUCGCACGGACAUGGCCAAGAGCCUCUGAGCCAAAAGGGGCUGGGGCAGCAACAACACGUUCCUUGCAUAAAAAUCGUGCAGGCCAUGCUAAAAACGUUUAUCCCUUUUAGCCCCAAGUUCGGCUCUGGAGGAGUCCUGCCAGCUCCCGCAGAACAAUGGCGGCGAAACACUGAGAAAAAUAAAUACAAAUCCUUAUUCUUAUUAGACCGUAAAGGAAAGUUGAAUUACAAAAUCAAAGUAAGUUAUUGUAGGAUAUUUGUUGUUUCAAAAGAACUUGCUUACAAGGUAUAGAUAUAUUUUGUUAUGUUUUGCAGUGCCUCGGAUUUUUUCCUGUGCACUGAAAGAACAAUUUCUUCGUCUUUAGUUUCAAUGGCCCCCACGACGGACCGAAAACCAUUUUAAAUGGAACGUAAGCCGAGACUGAUGGCCAGCAGUGGAAUACGAGGAGUUGAAGCAGGAGUGGGAGUGGCGGGCAGAUAAAUGCCGCAUCAUUGGUUAUUUAUAUGCGUGCGGAUCUCAGGUGGAUGGCCCUGGACUCAAACGAUAUAUUUAUUUGAUUUUAUUGAUAUACAAGCGGGCGUAAGUAGUGCAUAUCCAUCUCGGCCAACGAGUGGCUUAAGUCCUGGCCUGGCCUGGCCUGUCCCUGUCAUUACGACGGAACGAUACGGAACGGAGACCAGUUUCAGGUGAAUGUCGGCAUGGGAAAUUAAUUAAAUCGCAUUCAAAUGAUUGGCUACGUGCCAUUAUUAAUUCGAGCAUAAAUUAUUCCACAUGCCCUAAUUCCAAAUGAUUUUACUAUCCCCUUCGUCGCCGCCACCUCCGCACAAUCUGUGGUCAAUCACUUGAUUGGCCGCUCAACGAAUGGAUCUGAAAGUUUAAUGCAACACGUAUUGGCACUUCCAAUUUAUGGCAAUUAAGUGAAAGUUCUAUAAUCGCCAAAGAAGGUGUUGGAGAAAGGACUCUU